Messenger RNA from Eutrema salsugineum, 441 nucleotides. RefSeq lists its product as uncharacterized. Lineage: Eukaryota; Viridiplantae; Streptophyta; Magnoliopsida; Brassicales; Brassicaceae. The record is from RefSeq and is a predicted model, not a curated record. The transcript has a single exon. Bases 1 to 441 code for a protein of 146 amino acids.
AUGGACCAAAGAGAGAAUGAGGUGGGAUGGAUGAAUGAAGUCUCGGAUGGUGAAUCUUUCAUUGAAAUACAAAUCAACAAACCAGCAGCCGGAUUGAGCAUCUUAUCAUCAUCAUCUUCUUCUUCUUCUCCAUCUCCCGGUGAUGACAAGCAGGCGACAGCGAUCUUCUCAUCGACCUCUAGCUGCUUCUCUGUAUACAGCAGUGCGACGAGGUUGAUGGUGAAACUGGGGUGUUUGAGUAUAGUGGGAGUCAUAAGGGAGAAAGUGAACGUGGGAGAGAAGUGGGUCCUCAAAGUUAUACACGGACGACGAAACAAGAGCUCUCUUCAUUACUACUGCGAAGGCAGCGCCAAGUACAGCGAGGAAACAUUAACUGACGACUCCCUCAAGGCAGCCAUCGCUUACUGCAAUGCCUCCUCUCUCUCCCGUCUACACACUUAA